Vicia villosa (hairy vetch) is the source of this 1711-nucleotide messenger RNA. Its product is annotated as transcription factor BC1-like. Lineage: Eukaryota; Viridiplantae; Streptophyta; Magnoliopsida; Fabales; Fabaceae. The coding region runs from base 240 to 1217 and encodes 325 amino acids. Gene Ontology annotation, biological process: regulation of DNA-templated transcription. The transcript is spliced from 7 exons. Gene Ontology annotation, cellular component: nucleus. The record is from RefSeq and is a predicted model, not a curated record. Gene Ontology annotation, molecular function: protein dimerization activity; DNA-binding transcription factor activity.
GAAAAAACAUAGAGGUUGAUGAGAUUAGACCGGUCAAAUGUACAUGUACAGGUCUCUGCAUGAAACUGAGUUAUGUUAUAUGCCACAAUAUGUUUAUAUAUAGGUCUGUCUCUCUGUGGUUUUUGUCACAGACACAACUUUUCCUGAGUCAUCAUCAUUCAUCAUUCAUCACCAACACCACAACAAUCACAUAACCAUUUUCAAGACCUCUGAAAUCUUGAUAACUCAUAUAUAUUAUUAUGGCAGCUUUUUCAUACCAACUACCUUUUCUUGUUGACUCUUCAUCUUAUAACUUCGCUAAGAUAAACACUUCUCUUACUCCUCACACUCUUCAUGUUCAUCAAGAUAACAACAACUCUCUUAGUAAUCAAGAAACUAGUUGUGUUGAUCAAGCCUCUAAGAAUAGUUUAAGUCCUGAAUCGUCCAUGGUGGUUGAUAAUCUUGAAAAGGGUGAACAAGUUACUCAGAAAGUGAGUUCUAUGGAGAAGAAGAGAAGGGUUAGAGCUAACAAGGCGUCUUCGAGUAGCCCCUUAUCUAAGGAGUCAAAAGAAGAGAGAAGCAAAAAACAAAAGAAGACUAGUUGUGAAGGGAUGAGAGGAGAAGAGAAGAAGGAUCAAAAGAAAUUCUUUGAAGAGGCUCCUCCAAGUGGCUAUAUCCAUGUCAGAGCAAGGAGGGGUCAGGCAACAGAUAGCCACAGCCUUGCUGAAAGGGUGAGAAGAGAGAAAAUAAGUGAAAGGAUGAAGAUAUUGCAGCAACUUGUGCCUGGCUGUGAUAAAGUAACUGGAAAAGCUCUUGUGUUGGAUGAAAUAAUCAAUUAUGUACAGUCCUUACAGAAUCAAGUAGAGUUCUUGUCAAUGAAGAUUGCAUCAGUGAAUCCAAUCUUCUUUGACUUUGCAAUGGACUUAGACAUGGUUAGACCAGAUCAUGAGAGAUUAAAUAGCAUAACAUCACCAUCACCAUCAACACCACUACAAUCAGUACCAUUAUGCAGCUCCAACCAUGCCACACCUUUUGCUGACACAACCCUCACAAGCUUCCACCAUGCUGCAUCUAAUAAUGAAUAUCUUUUGGAUUAUUCAACUCCAGUUUUUCAUCAAGGACAAAGGUCAAAUACCUUCUUUGAGCACACUGAUGGGCCAUAUUGGGACUUAGAGGAGCAACGACAAAAGCUUCUUAAUCCAUAUGGAUUCAGCAACAAUACAUGUUCCUUAAAUUAAUAUCAAUUUCUCAUUAUCUGUCCCACAAUGCUACAAAAAUGUUUGUAACCUCUCAAAUCACAAACCUUGUAAUAAAUAAAACUAUAUUAAUAUAUUUUUCUUAUAAUGUUGUUGUAUGGUAUGACACUUGUAUUGUAAUCUUUUGUAAGGUUAAAUCUUUUCCAAACAAGUAGCAGAAUCUAUGAAAAGAAGGUUGUUAUGAAGUGAUUCUGUUGUUCCUAGUCCACCAAAUUAAAGUGAGAUAUAUAUGAACAUGAUGAAUAAAGUGUAGCAAAAUUAAUGGAUGAGGAAGCUAUAAGGACAGAAAAAUGCCGACAAAAUAAGACCAUAUCUUUUUCUAGAUCCUUUGUUCUAAUAAUAAUAUUUGACUCUUAAAAGUCUUAUUCUGUUGCACAAAUUUCAAGACACUCUUUAUGAAUGCAUGAAUGAAUCCUAGAGAUAUCAUAUCUCAUAUCAUAUGUAAUAUUAUAUUAUUAUUGUUAUAGUUAUUCUGU